UCCACCCUCAGCAGUGAUCAUGUAGCCUGCAGUAUGCACUGUAACCUUGGGAAAUAAGACUCAUCACUAUACACUUCUUUAUCUUUCGGUUUCAUGAAAGACGAGAGACCGCGUCUCGUUAUAUUCUUAUGCAUUGACUCAUCUUGAGUCAUUUCUGAUUUAAAUAUAUGUAUUGUCCUGAUUGAUUUUAUUUUCAAAUUUUAAAUGUCUACUUCAAUUGCUGGAUUAGAAGAAAUGGAUAUGAAGUCUAUUUUAGCCGGAGGUCGAAAUGUUUUGUGCUUGUUUGACGUGGACGGAACGCUGACAAACCCGAGAGAGAAGAUCGACCCUGAGCUGGACAAGUUCUUCCAGACCUUGAGAAAAAAGGUGAAGAUCGGCGUGGUGGGUGGAUCAGAUUAUUCCAAAAUCGCAGAACAGCUCGGAGAAGGAGAUGAAGUCAUACACAAGUUUGACUACAUCUUCGCCGAAAAUGGAACCGUGCAAUACAAAGAGGGCAAACUCAUCUCCAAACAGGCCAUUCAGAAUCAUCUGGGCGAGGAGUUACUGCAGGACCUCAUCAACUUCUGUCUCAGCUACAUGGGGCUCAUCAAGCUACCCAAGAAACGAGGGACGUUCAUUGAGUUCCGUAAUGGCAUGAUCAACAUCUCGCCCAUUGGACGCAGCUGCACGCUAGAAGAGCGAAUCGAGUUCUCUGAGAUCGACAAGAGAGAGAAGAUACGAGAGAAGUUUGUGGCGGCUCUGCAAGAAGAGUUUGCAGGAAAAGGUCUGCGGUUCACCAGAGGGGGUUUGAUCAGUUUCGACAUCUUCCCGGAGGGCUGGGACAAACGCCUCUGUCUGGACGUCCUGGAACAGGAAGGAUGGGACACCAUCUUUUUUUUCGGCAACGAAACUUCGCUGGGUGGAAAUGACUAUGAGAUCUUCGAGGACCCUCGUACCAUCGGUUUCACCGUCCGCUCCCCUGAAGACACGGCGAGGCUCUGCAGAGAGAUGUUCUUCAGCGCUCCGCCCAAUGAGUCGUGAAGCGUCUGCGUCCAUCUGCACACACUGCUGGUCACUGUGGGCAAACACAUGCAGAUCAACCCAAACCACACCUCUGCUGAUCUGCAGACCGAAGGGACUGC
Molecule: messenger RNA, 1121 nt
Organism: Carassius carassius (crucian carp)
Lineage: Eukaryota; Metazoa; Chordata; Actinopteri; Cypriniformes; Cyprinidae
Product: phosphomannomutase 1-like
Exons: 8
Coding region: 205-1020 (271 amino acids)
Biological process (GO): mannose metabolic process; GDP-mannose biosynthetic process; protein N-linked glycosylation
Cellular component (GO): cytosol
Molecular function (GO): phosphomannomutase activity
Source: RefSeq, a predicted model, not a curated record